Messenger RNA from Ornithorhynchus anatinus (platypus), 1482 nucleotides. It is a transcript of the gene GDE1, whose product is annotated as glycerophosphodiester phosphodiesterase 1. The record is from RefSeq and is a predicted model, not a curated record. The coding region runs from base 34 to 1011 and encodes 325 amino acids. NCBI's taxonomy places the organism in Eukaryota, Metazoa, Chordata, Mammalia, Monotremata, Ornithorhynchidae. Gene Ontology annotation, biological process: lipid metabolic process. Gene Ontology annotation, molecular function: phosphoric diester hydrolase activity. The transcript has 6 exons.
CGCCGGGCGAGGGGCGGCGAUUGUGCGGGGGCCAUGGGGCCGUGGGGGUCGGGGUGGGCGUCGGGGGUCCCGGCGUCCCGCGCCGCGUCCGUCCUGCUGCCGCUGCUGCUGCUGCCGCUGCUGCUGCCGCCGCUGCUGGCGCGCCUCCUCUGCUUCGAGCGGCUGCCGCGGCGCCGCGCGCUCCCGGUCCUCAGGCCCCGCGGCCGCCUGUCCGCCAUCGCCCACCGCGCCGCCGCCCACGACGCCCCCGAGAACACGCUGGCCGCCAUCCGACAGGCAGCUCAAAAUGGAGCCACAGGUGUGGAAUUGGACAUUGAAUUCACUUCCGAUGGGGUUCCCAUCUUAAUGCACGAUGACACAGUAGACAGGACUACCGAUGGAUCUGGUCGUUUGAGCGAUUUGACUUUUGCCGAAAUUAGGAAACUCAAUCCAGCUGCAAACCAUAGGUUCCGGAAUAAGUUCCCUGAUGAAAAAAUACCUACUCUGAGAGAAGCAGUUGUGGAAUCCUUAAAUCAUAACCUCACGAUCUACUUUGAUGUCAAAGGCCAUGCAAAUAUGGCUACUGAUGCUCUGAAACAUUUGUAUAUGGAGUUUCCUAAAUUGUACAACAGCAGUGUCGUCUGCUCUUUCUUACCAGGAGUCAUCUAUAAGAUGAGGCAAGCCGACCAAAAUGUCGUGACUGCUCUAACUCACAGACCUUGGAGUCUGAGUCACUUUGGAGACGGAAAACGGCGUUUUGACUCCUUCGGGAAACAUUACUUGUAUAUGAUGCUGGACGUGCUCCUGGAUUGGAGCAUGCAUAACUUCCUGUGGUACCUGUGUGGGAUUUCUGCUUUCCUGAUGCAGAAGGAUUGGAUAUCUCCAGCCUAUGUGAAGAGGUGGGCUUCUAAUGGAAUUGAAGUAAUCUCUUGGACAGUCAACAGCUUUGAAGAAAAAGCUUACCACGAAGUCUAUCUUCAGUGUAGUUACAUCACCGACAGCAUGGUGGAAGACUGUGAACCCCAUUAUUAGAUCGCAGCCAAUUUGUUGGGGAGAUCGUCGGGGACCUAACGACCUUCUCAGCCUUGUUAGGGAAAUCUGGACACCAGCAUGUAGGGCUCAGUUCGGGAGGCUCGCGGCAGCACGGGUGAAGGGUUGCAUUUUAACUUAAAAGCCACCUGCCUCUUUGCCACCUCAUUGCAGAGUAUGUGUUUUUAUGUCUGUCUCUCCAUCUUUGCCCAACCAGCCAGGAAGCGGCGGCACACGCCGCAGUUCUCUGGUGGCAGAUGGGCCUUCACCUUGGUGUAAGUUGGGAAAAUGAACGCAUGGAAUUGCAUGUUAGCUCAGGCUCAUAACUAAUUUUUUUCCCCCCCAGUGAGCACGCUUAAAAAUUAACCCCAAACUUUUACUUAAACCAUACCUGAAGUGUACCGGGAAAACCCAGAUUUGAAAUCAUAGGACCGAAAUCACGAGCUAUGCAUUAAACAGAUCAUGCCCAGUCAA